CUAUGAAGGUUUCAUUUGUUAAGUGAAAACAUGUAAUAUCAUGUUGUUUGAUACUAUAAUACGCACUUUGGGGAACGGACACCGGAUAUAGCUCAAAAAGUGAUAAGCGUUUGAUUUUGACACAUGCAUCGAAAAUGGAUGGUCAAAAAACUGAGAACAGGAAUGCCGACGAUGACGACGGCGGGAGUGAUACCGACGAAACCCUGAAGGAAAAGUUAAAGGAUCUUUGUGACUCCUAUAAUGUGGAGAUUGAUGCAAUUCUCUGGAAUACCGACGUGGAUUUGGGGCCCCCUUCCACACUUAAAGUGAAGCCCCCAAAGGAGGAUGUCAACAUCAAGUCGGCAUACAACAACCUGCAGUACAGCCUUUACGAGACUGGAUAUCCGGAGACCGUAAACCACCUCGGAGUCAAGCCGGCCCCCAAACUAAACAAGGAAGGCAUAUGUGUGACCAUUCUCCACAGCCAUCAUGAGAGCCUUGGCAUGCUGCUUGAAGGUGGGCGGCAGGUGCCUGGAGGAUUCCACAUGAUAUUAUCCUCUUCCUGGCUGACGAAGGAACCCUCCAAGGAACAUGAGGGCCUUUUCUCCCUGUUUGUGCACAAGGCCAUCACCUUUCACGCUGCCGGCGUCACAAAACUUGAAGAGUUUGAAACACCCCGCCGUGUGACGUAUUUGGUCAACUACUUCACCGAUGUUUGUACUAGCGGUGAACGAAAUGAUGGCCCUGAGAUCGAGCGCGGUCUGGACUGUCCUAUGAGCAGCUCUGUGGCACUCUGUGAGUCGACUGACAACAAAGUUUGGACCCGUAAUGCGAUGGCGGCUGUGGGUAUUGACAUUCCAGUGACCUUGGCCUUUUGCUACAAGACCACGCACAAAGUGACCACGCCCAAUCCAAAGAUGGUUGUCUUUAACAUUGACGACAGCGAGUGCGACUUCGCAGAAGAUGAAAUAAAACGAUUUCUUGAAAGCGAAAAAAUGAUGGGCAUUAGAAGGGUUGUUGUAAAGCCGUCGGGACGUAUGUACUGCGGCAGCGUCGGCGUCAGCAUUAUGCAGGUUGAUGAUCUCGACAACAUUAUGAAUCACGCUAGGAAACUCCUGGCAGAAAUUGAGCCCGGAAGUUCCGUGUUGGUAGAGGAGUGCAUUGAGCAUCUCAGUCCACGGCCAGGGAACAAGAAGGAGCGGCGUUGGAUGGCAGAGGAUGGAAUGGGCUUCCGUUGCCGCGCAAUCAUCAGUCGCGACCAUGACAACACAGCUGUCUGUGUGCCGAUUAUCUGUGGUAUCGCAUCCGCGGAAGGUCCAAUCAAUGGAGAUAACACCACAACACUGUCCCUCCUGACCACCCUACAGUCAUUCAACAUCGAGGUGGAGGAGAUAUUCAAGUUUGAGCACGAGCUGCGCGGCCAGUCGGAGCGCUACAUGGACGCCAUCGUGGACUAUGAGCGGACAUUGACCGCGGAAGAUCGCGGAGAGCUUUACGCGCAGACUGAUCUAUUUGGCAUUGACUACGUGGUCAGAGAGCGGAACGGGAAGCUGACGGCGGUGGCUAUCGAGGUGAACAGCCACGAUUGCAUGUACGCCUGCCAAAUCAUGGACAACAUCAUGGCCUUGGGCUGCAAGAUGGUAGCAGAGACCAUGCCUGUCGAUGAGAUCAUGUCCUACCUACAGGCAGAUCCAGACAUAGACGAUUUUGAGUUUUGGAAGACGUCUAGCUACUCGCGUUAUAAUCAUGGUGACGUCCACGGCCGAACGAUCCGUCCGUACGUGCGGAACGCUAUCGCCCGCUCCCAGAGGUGGCUGAUACGCGGCAAACAAGUCCUCAUCGUCGGCGCAGGCGGACACAGCAAACGUCGCAUUUGGGUUGACACUGAGAAAUACGGAAUUGAUCUGAUAAUGGUCGACUGCAACGCUGACCACUUCGCAAAGGAGUACACCAAGACUUUCAUCCAAUACGACUUCACUGACCAUAGUAAGGACGAUUUCCACGCUGUCCAGAUCCUUAAUAUCAUCAAGGAGAUGGGCAUCAAGGUCGCCGGCUGCCUCACGUUCUGGGAAGACUGUGUUCCAUUGUCCGCUAUUAUUCGGACACAUGUUGGGCUCAGAGGUUCAAACAACGAGGCCGCUUUGACUGCUAAGAAGAAGUCUCGCACCCAGAACUGCUUGGUGGAGAAGAGUGCCAUGAAAUCCCACUUCCUCACCACUGAUCUCUACGCCUCCAAGGCUUACCUCAUCAAAAAACCAGAGGACAUUGAGGAAAUCAGCAAUUGCGUGACGUUCCCAGCCAUGCUUAAACUUGAGCACGGGUCCAGCGCGGUGGGCGUCAACCUCGUGAAAAACAAAGACGAACUGGUGAAGAAGUACGCUGAGACCACUUCCCUGCUUCAAAAUGAGGAUGAUUUCGGUGGUAUCGGGCUGGGCUUCGGCAAUGACAUGUUUGUCAUGGAGUACUACGAGGGCUCCGAGCAUGAUAUUGACCUGAUUAUGUACGACCGAAAACUCGUGGCUGCUUUCAUAUCCGACAAUGGUCCGACCAACGUCCCCUCCUUCACUGAAACUGCCGCUAUAAUGCCGUCGUGUCUCCCGCUGGAUAAGCAGUGUCAGCUCAUCGUGGCCGCUUUUCAGUGCUGUCUUGACAUUGGACUCAGCGACGGUGCAUACAACGUUGAGAUGAUUAUUACCUCAUGUGGACCAAAACUGAUCGAAAUCAACGGACGCAUGGGUGGUUUCUACAAUCGAGACUGGAUCAAGCGUCUGUAUGGCUGCGACCUUGUUCUGUACAACUACAUGAUAUCCUGUGGGAUUAAACCCCACGCCCCAAAACACAAGCCUCAGGAACUAUUGAUGGGCAUCAUGCUCGUACCGUCUCAUCAUCGCCACAUCCUUGACGACGAGUCGAUACGAAAGGAGUUUCUAGCUCGUGAUAACAAGGGUGACAUUAUGUACCGACAGUUUUCCUCCGACGCCGACGACGCGACUUUCAAUGCAAACAUUGAAGAGCCCUUCGCUAACGUUGCCGUGAACGCACACUCCUACACCGAGGGCAAAAAGAAGCUGAUGAAGUUUUGCAAGCAGUACAAACUUGACAAUGAAAACUACGAUGUGGGCAGCUUUAUUGAAUGUUUUUGGGACAUUGUUCUGAGGAAGACCUAACAGGGUUCUAUCAAAUAUUUUUGGACACUUUCCUGUAGGAUCUAGGACAACCUAGCGGAGUUUAAGACCAGUUUCUUACUCAGGAAAACCUACAAUGGAGAUAGCUCGCUUUCCAUGAGAUCUCCACAUUCUGUUGAAUUACUUUGAACAUUUGUUUACAAGGGAAAUAAGGUUUCUUUACACGUUAUGUAUCUCACAAUUAACUGUUAACAUGCAACCCUAUCCACACAUAUUUUUUGCCUUGGUUUUAAUGUAAGCUCAUGUAAUAUAGGGAAUCUCAUUUGACACUUAAAAGGUUUUACGUGUGCCAAUAUUUUACAUCUCAUUCCUAACCAAACAGAACCAGACAGUUCAAUUGUGCCAUGUGCCAUAACUGAAAGUGAAAGUUAAAAUUUUGAGUCUUGAUGUAUAAAGUUGUUCUGAUUAAACGAAAAGUAUACAGAAGUUUUUAAAAUGUAAUGUUUGUUGUUGUAAAACAAAAAAAAAAUGUAAAAAAAAUAAACAAACGAGUAGUAAAAAAAUAAAAAUAAACAAAUGUGUAGUAAAAGAUAAACAAAAAAUAAAUGUGUAGUGAAAGGAUAAACAAAUGUUUAAAAAAACCAUGAACAGUCAUUACUUUGUUCUCAGUAGUAUGUAGUUUGAUUUUUUUUAUCAAUGUUUAAUAGAUGGACACAAUUCUGUUGUUUGCUUGCAUUUAUGCUUUUUUCAGAAAAUCAAUAAAGUUUAAUUUUG
Messenger RNA from Mya arenaria, 3878 nucleotides. Its product is annotated as carnosine synthase 1-like. NCBI's taxonomy places the organism in Eukaryota, Metazoa, Mollusca, Bivalvia, Myida, Myidae. Gene Ontology annotation, molecular function: ATP binding; metal ion binding; carnosine synthase activity. The transcript is spliced from 14 exons. Bases 135 to 3146 code for a protein of 1003 amino acids. Gene Ontology annotation, biological process: carnosine biosynthetic process. The record is from RefSeq and is a predicted model, not a curated record.